GAAGAAAUAUUCAGAGUCAAACAUGAAGAUACUGAGGAACAAACAGACCUAAUGGCACUGAAAGAGGAGCAGGAAGUACUGAAUGAAAUUGAGGAGAAAGAUCUUCCUGAUUUCAUAACCGGAGAAAAAUAUUUUUGUUCCUUAAAGUCUAAAAAGACUUCUACGCAAAAAAGAGUUCAAAAGACAGGAACUAGAAGUUGUUUCACUUGCUUUCAGUGUGGAAAGAGAUUCAAUCAAAAAGGAAACCUUGAUGUCCACAGGCAAAUUCACACUAUGGAGAGCAUGUUUACCUGUGAACAGUGUGGAAGCAGUUACACUCAUAAAAGAAGCCUUAACAGGCACAUGAGAAUUCACACUGGAGAGGUACCUUUCACCUGCAAACAGUGUGGAAAAAGUUUCAAUCAACGAGGAAACCUUGACAGGCACAUGAAAAUUCACAAAAGAAAGAAGCCUAACAGAUCCCCUCAGUAUGAAAACAAUUUCAAUCAAAGUGGAAAUCUUGACGUCCACAGGAGAAUUCACACUACGGAGAACCUUUUUACCUGCCAACAGUGUGGAAGGAGUUUCGCUCGUAAAGGAAGCCUUACCAGGCACAUGAAAGUUCACACUGGAGAGAAGCCUUUCUCCUGCCAACAGUGUGGAAAGAGUUUCACUCAUAAAAGAAACCUUACCAGGCACUUGAGAGUUCACACUGGAGAGAAGCCUUUCUCCUGCCAACAGUGUGGAAAAAGAUUCAGUCAACCUGAACACCUUAAAGGGCCGUACACACCGGGACGAAUAUCGGCGCGCGUUAUUCGCCAGCGUUUUCCAACACGUUUUUUGUGUUCACACCCAAGCGAUUUUCGCUGACGAUGAGCCGAGUGAACAUGCAAAUUCAUUCCCUGACAUUAGAUGGCGCUUAAUGUAAAACAGAAAUACCCCUGUACACAAGGUGGCGCUGCGCAACUUUACGCUUCUUAAACUCGCUUUUCACUCAGAAGAAGAGUGCAAGUAUUUACGCGCUUGUCAGAAUCAUACAAAGAAAACAUGAAUAUUUCAAGCACCAGUAACUCUAGCUCCAGUUCCAGCGAUGAAGAAAUUAUUGUUCUGUUGAAUGAGGAAAGACGCCGGAAAAGACGCCGAUUUUGGGUACAUCCCAUAGUUACGAGAAGAGAAGAACAUGGGGAGUUUUAUCGACUGGUACAAGAGCUGAAAAUGUAUCAUGAGCGUUUUCGGGGGUAUUUUAGAAUGUCCGUCAGUGAGUUCGAAAAUUUACUUCAACAACUGGCUCCCUUGCUGACGAAAGAACAGACACACUACCGUAAACCAAUCGACCCAGAACAGCGUUUGGCCGUGUGUUUACGUUUUCUAAGCACUGGGGACUCGUACCGCUCUAUUGCGUUCAGCUUUCGACUUGGUGUGUCAACUGUGGCUUCGAUAGUGAGUGAAACCUGUGAUGCAUUGUGGCACUGCCUCAGAGAUGAACAUUUGCCAGUGCCUACUGAAGAGAUGUGGAGGAGUACAGCCAGGAGAUUCCAUGAAAGAUGGAAUUUCCCUAACUGCUUGGGAGCCAUGGAUGGGAAACACAUAUUCAUCCAGGCCCCUGCAAACUCUGGUUCUCUAUACUUUAAUUAUAAAGGUACAUUCUCCGUUGUAUUGCUGGCCUUAGUUGAUGCAGAUUACCGCUUCCUGGUGGUUGAUGUGGGGAGCUAUGGCAGCAACAGUGAUGGAGGAAUCUUUGCCAAUUCUGUACUGGGAAAGGCACUCAGAAAUGGAACUCUGAAUGUUCCCCCACCAAGUGAACUUCCAGGUGCUCCUGAGCUGGGAAAAGUUAACCAUGUCAUUGUGGCGGAUGAAGCUUUUCCGCUGAAACCAUAUCUCCUCCGGCCAUACCCUGGACGCCGCCUCCCCACAGACAAGAGAAUUUUCAAUUAUCGUUUGUCUCGGGCACGGCGCAUCUCUGAAAAUGUAUUUGGCAUCCUCAGUCAACGCUUCCGGGUUUUCCAAAGAACUUUACAGGUUCAACCAAGUGUUGUUGACAAAGUUGUCAAAGCUGCUUGUGCGUUGUGCAAUUAUUUGCGCCCGAACGGAAAUGACCAGAAUCGUGCCACAGAGGAUGACCAUGAUUGUGAGCAACCACUACAAGGCUUUGAACAUUGUAGGGGGCAGCGGGCAUCUGUGGAGGCCCAAAAUGUCCGAGAACUGUACAAAGAGUACUUCAACUCACCAGCAGGAGAAGUUGCUUGGCAGUAUGACCAUGUGAACCAUGCUCUGGGGAACAGAUAAUAUCAACCUAUAAAUUUGAGCCAUUUUAAUUACAUUUUCCAUUGAGAAAACUGCUAGUGUAUGUGUAUAUAUACAAUUUCUGUGAACUUGAAUACACUAUCAAAUCUAUUGCAUCUGAUUCUUCAUUAAUUAAUAUGGCAGCACUCACCACAGCAAAUUAAAUAUUUUUGAUAUAACAUGUUCUAUCAAAGUUAAAGCAUAGUUUUUUUUUGCAAAAAGUAAAGUAUUUGGUCACUUCAACAUAUACUUAUUUACAACUAAAUGUAAGUUGUAUUUUUGAAAAUGUGUAUUUUUAAUAAACAUUUUUACUAGCA
Molecule: messenger RNA, 2579 nt
Organism: Carassius auratus (goldfish)
Lineage: Eukaryota; Metazoa; Chordata; Actinopteri; Cypriniformes; Cyprinidae
Product: protein ALP1-like
Exons: 3
Coding region: 1027-2265 (412 amino acids)
Source: RefSeq, a predicted model, not a curated record